Molecule: messenger RNA, 2527 nt
Organism: Melopsittacus undulatus (budgerigar)
Lineage: Eukaryota; Metazoa; Chordata; Aves; Psittaciformes; Psittaculidae
Gene: CLDN1
Product: claudin 1
Exons: 4
Coding region: 72-707 (211 amino acids)
Biological process (GO): cell adhesion; bicellular tight junction assembly
Cellular component (GO): bicellular tight junction; plasma membrane
Molecular function (GO): structural molecule activity
Source: RefSeq, a predicted model, not a curated record
GCGGCAGUGCGGUGCGCUGAGCUGGGCGCUCUUUCUUCGCAGCCACCUGUCCCCCCGUACCCCGCGCAGCCAUGGCCAGCGGGGGACUGCAGCUCCUGGGCUUCGUACUGGCCUUCCUGGGCUGGAUCGGCAUCAUCAUCAGCACCGCUAUGCCCCAGUGGAAGAUGGCAUCCUACGCGGGGGACAACAUUGUCACGGCCCAGGCGCUCUACGAGGGGCUGUGGAUGUCCUGCGCCAUGCAGAGCACCGGGCAGAUCCAGUGCAAGGUCUACGACUCGCUGCUCAAACUGGAAAGUAGUCUGCAAGCCACUCGGGCUUUGAUGGUGGCUGCAAUUCUCCUGGGCCUUGUUGCUAUAUUUGUUUCUGUGAUUGGCAUGAAAUGCAUGAAGUGCAUGGAAGAUGAUCAGGUGAAGAAGAUGCGAAUGGCUGUCUUUGGUGGGGUGAUCUUCAUCGUUGCAGGUUUGGCAGCACUGGUGGCCACAUCAUGGUAUGGCAACAGAGUGGCUCAAGCUUUUUAUGACCCUUACACCCCUGUCAACACCAGAUUUGAGUUUGGAUCAGCUCUCUUCAUUGGCUGGGCAGCUGCUUCUCUGGCCAUUCUUGGGGGGUCCUUCCUCUGCUGCUCCUGUCCCCGGAGAGAAACUUCAUAUCCACCCUCCAGAGGCUACCCAAAAAAUGCCCCCUCCACAGGGAAGGAUUAUGUAUAAUGGAAGCAAAGGCGUCGCCAGCACUGCUAGUGAAAGCGUUUUGGAGAGGACACUUACAAUGCCACUGUCCUGAGCAGAGUUCAGACUCUAGGUUCUGCCUUCCUCUUCUCCCAAAAAUGUGUACAUUUUUAUAAUCCUCUUUGCUACUGGACAUAACUUCUCCUUUCUCUCCCAGCCCAUGGAGGAAGGCUAGCCUAGGUUCAUAGGUAUUGCCACUGGAAAGACGAAACCUCCAAGCUUGGGUUUAGUAUUUGGGAGCAAAAGGGAAAAUGAUGUUUUUUAGAUGGAUGUUGGUGCUUUUUUUAGCUGUGUUUUUUAAUUAGAUGGUAACAAUUCAGUCCCAUAUCCCAUUAAGUUAGAGCCCAGUGUGGUGUGUAGAAAUUAAAGGAACAUAUAUAAUAUACAAAGUGAUGAAAGCAAUAGCUUAAGGGAAAACAUAAUUUUGGGGAAAAGAUUUUACAUGUAGGAAUGUUUGAAGAGAUCAAAAAUGCUCUUGUACUCUUAUUAGUAUCAUCUUCACCACCCUACUCUCUGUGCAGAUUGGCAUGACAUAGGGUCAGACAAUUAAAUUGCUGUGACUUACAUUGGAAUCUGUAACUGUUCAUGCACACGCUGUUGGCCUGCAGAAGAUGCAGUAUAAGGUGGCAACUGCAGGUGUUAGCAGAGUCCCAGGGUGGAUGCAGGUUUCCCUGGUGCUGGGGAACAGCAUGAGAAAAAUGAUUGCCUUCUGUUUUCACUGGGUGUCUGGUGGGGCUGUUGCUGCUCGUCCUUAGACACUGGGUGUUGCAGGUGAUUGGUUUUCCAUGUUAACAUCUCAGUACCUGAGUUUGAAGCUUUAUCCCCUUUGUGUUACAGGCCACCCUUUUAACAGACACUCUCCUCUUUCCUUGAGUCUUUGUCAUUUGGGCUUAGUUUACUGAUCUUGUUUGCCUUAUGCAGCUAAAUGUGUUAAACCAAACAAUGCACUGCUGCUCCCUGAUGUUUCCCCAAGGAUACCUCACAUGCUGCCAUUUGAUCCUGUCUUUUUUUUCUUGUAAACAUGUUCAGUGAUUAUAUGAAGGCAAACUCCAAGGAAACUGACCCAGAGAUUAUGGCAUUUUAUAGUGAUUGAAGCUCACCAAAGAGGAAGAAACUGGCAUUUUCAAGAUAAAGCCAUCCUUGCAUAUUAAGUUGUAUAUUAAAAAAAAAAAAAAGAAAAUUAAAAAAAGAAGCAGCUCAUCAGAAGUUCCCACCCCUUCCCCAGUUAGUCACUUAGUGUUUGACUAACACUGGCUAAGGCUGUCUGGAGUUAAGUCUCAAAUGCCUGGAAGGAUGGUACUAGUUUUCCAAAGCUCUGCCUUGCUUUUCCUACAGAAGGAAACUGGUGGUUUCUGACCAGGCUUUAUAAUUGUGCAUGUGCUCAGAGACAUCAGAUCUCUGUUUCUUUCUGUAGAUGGGGAGAGCCUCUGGGGCUGAGCUAUGUACAACCAUGGUGUUGGUGGUUUGUAUAAGCCUUGUACCUCUGUUUGACCUGACUCUCUGCAACAUAAAGUUACUAAAAGAAAUCAACCAGAGCAUUUGCUUCAGGCUCUAGUUGAUGUUGGCCUGUACUUGAAGCUGGGUCAUGUGGCUUCCACUUCUUCAUGGGGAAUUGCCUGUGCACAGCAGCUGCCUCACAAGACCUCAUCUUAGGAGGUGGCAGUUCAGGUCACAUUAAAGAGCUGCUGAAGUUUGUGCUUUUCUGUAUGCAUUAACCCUGAGCCAGGGAGCAGAUGCUUGUAUUGGGAACUUGUAUGAAUUGUUUAAACAAUUUCAAUAAAUCAACUUUUUUUUAAGGAAAA